CGGUGUCCAAAAUCAACUAAGCUCGUUUGGGAUGGAUUGGAGUAAUAUUCACUAGUUUGUUGAUUAAUCAAAUAUAAAAAGUGGAAUAGGCGAAGUACGCGAUUUUCAGGACAGUAAUUGAUCAUCAAAACUGUAGCAGAGGUACAUCUUCUCCAAAUGGGUUCAUCAUCAGAUGUUGAAAAAGUGGAUGAAAACCCGUACAACAGCAAUGUAAAAAGGUCUAAACUGAAUUUAACUCUCGCAGCACUCCUCGAUGAUGCCAUUCUCUCCGACGUCCCAAAAAAGCCGUCUCUCUCUGACGUCGAAACCCUUAUCAGUUUCGAACUCGGAAGUGCUAUGCGCAUAUCCGUUCUUAAAAUGGACGGGACCUCCUUCGAUGUUCAUGUUAUGAAUACGGCUACAGUUAAGGAUUUGAAGUUGGGUAUUAAAAAAAAAGUUAAUGAAUGCGAACAAUCCGAGAUGGGUCAUCGUCAUAUUUCUUGGAAGCAUGUCUGGGGCAAUUUUUGCCUUUCAUAUCAUAAUGAGAAACUACUUGAUGACGAUGUUGGUCUUCAAGAUUAUGGCAUACGAAAUAACUCUCAGGUGCAUUUCAUUCCAUAUGUCAUGUCAAGGUCUUCUCGAAGGCAUUCGAGAAGGAAAAAGCACCGCUUCUUCCAUGGUCUCAACAAAAGAUUCACGGCUCAGUAAUUAUUGAGUUGGUAUUAAUAUGGACAGGAACCAACUGUUGUGGUAACAAGUAAUGUAUUUGAAUUUUGAUGUUACACCCUCCUGGUUCUUGAGAGAAUAUGUUUAGCUUUGUGGUCAAAUUUUUUUAUAGUUUUAGCUUGAAAAAGUA
This is a messenger RNA of Daucus carota subsp. sativus, 835 nucleotides long. Its product is annotated as U11/U12 small nuclear ribonucleoprotein 25 kDa protein. The coding region runs from base 157 to 687 and encodes 176 amino acids. The transcript is spliced from 4 exons. Gene Ontology annotation, molecular function: protein binding. Lineage: Eukaryota; Viridiplantae; Streptophyta; Magnoliopsida; Apiales; Apiaceae. The record is from RefSeq and is a predicted model, not a curated record. Gene Ontology annotation, biological process: mRNA splicing, via spliceosome.